Diplodia corticola is the source of this 2748-nucleotide messenger RNA. RefSeq names its product mrna binding protein pumilio 2. The coding region runs from base 1 to 2748 and encodes 915 amino acids. Gene Ontology annotation, cellular component: cytoplasm. Gene Ontology annotation, biological process: nuclear-transcribed mRNA catabolic process, deadenylation-dependent decay. The transcript has 4 exons. Lineage: Eukaryota; Fungi; Ascomycota; Dothideomycetes; Botryosphaeriales; Botryosphaeriaceae. Gene Ontology annotation, molecular function: mRNA 3'-UTR binding. The record is from RefSeq and is a predicted model, not a curated record.
AUGCCUUCUCGUCUCACCGACUUCGGCGCAGUGCGGUCGCCUGAAGACGAGCGCACGCCCGCCGCCGCUUUGCCUCAGAACAACUAUACCAACGGCUCCAACGGCUGGAGAGGCGGCAACAUUUGGGGCAACGGCGCCCUCGGCACGUUUGCCUCGCGGGAGCGUACGGAAUUUCCUACGUAUUCGCCCGCCUCGCGUACUAAUGUGGGAUCAGAGAACGGUUCGUUCAGGGCUUCGCUACCGGAAGAGAUCGAGGGUAAGACUGGUUCCGGAUCCCUCGUAGCCUCGUCCGAGUCGGAUCACUGGGGUCCCCGUCGCACUACACCAUGGAACACGGCAGAUACCAGCGCCCAACCAAUCUCUGCGCAACGAAGAGCAUCCAGCGUCUCUCCAGUCAGCCAGGUUCAGGCUUCCCAAGCGUACGCGGAUCCUUCGCAGCCAAGGGCGUACCCAGUCUCUCGCGCUUCAAUCGCAGGGCAGGGGCUUGGCAGCAAGGCUGUGAACAUGCCCGCGAACUUUGUUGGCCGCCGUGCGACAGAGGAUGGCUACGGUGUUGACCUUGCAAGGCUGGUUGAGUUGGAUCAACGUCAGCGGUCCACAGACUCGAUGAGGUGGACGGAUGCGCCGCACCUUCACUCUCCUGCCGAUGACCGCCGCAGUAUCGCCAACUCUGAUUACAUCUCAAGCUCUAGCGCUGCACAAUCACGCAGUGGGAGUCUGCCACCUUCUCGCCAUGGCUCCGACCCCGUUCAAUACCCUCAGCCUACUGAUGCGUUCGCCCGCUUCCCCGGUGCUCGUGGGCACAAUGCAUCUCUGUCACAAACAAACGGCCGUUACAACGAACGGACCGACUCCAUGGCAAGCGACGUCAUGUCCUCGUUCGCGCGGAUGAGCAUGGAUAGCAAGGCUCCCGAUCAGCCCAUGGCAUUUCACAAGCCAUCUUUCAGCACUCCCGGCGGUGUUGGCCAAUUUGGACAUUCAUCUCACGCAUCGACGUACUCCCGCGCAACUCUUGGUGACAUUACCCAAAACGUUCUUGGAUCUGAUGAGGUUGGUGCCGGAACCUUUACGCCUGACGGCUUCCCUUCUCAAUACGACCAGUCCUUCUCAUACAGAAACCAUCAGCUCGCGACUCGAGGAUCGAUGACUCCCAAUGGCGAUUUUCGCACGAAUUACUACUCGACCGGCGGCACUCCUCCGGUCUAUGAUCACCUGUACCCCUCCCGAAAUGCGCAGAACGGUCGACCGGCUCACGACGGUCACUCCGCCAUGCUUGACAGGAAGCUCCGCAACGUGCAGCAAGAGCAGCAGGCAUUCAUCCACCCGGGAUACCAGCAGAUGCUUGCUGCCCAGUACGGACGCCCGUUUGACCCAUACGGCUUCCACAUGUCCAUGGGAAUGGCCCCUGGCAUUCCCAUGCAUAUUCCUACGAUGCCUGGGAUGAUUCAACAGCUUGAGCCGCCGAAAGGCCCAAGGCAAGAAGAGAGUGGCACUGGUCUCAGGAGUGCUAUGCUGGAAGAGUUCAGGCACAACAUGAGGACCAAGCGCUAUGACCUCAAGGACAUCUACGAGUACAUCUGCGAGUUCAGCGGUGAUCAACAUGGCUCGCGCUUCAUCCAGCUGAGGCUGGAAUCCGCCAACAGCGAUGAAAAGGAACGAGUUUUCAAGGAGAUCCAACCCAACGCCAUACAGCUGAUGACGGACGUAUUCGGCAACUAUGUGAUUCAGAAGUUUUUCGAGCACGGGGAUCAGAACCAGAAGAGGAUUUUGGCCGGCAAGAUGAAGGGUCAUGUUCUUAACCUUUCGGUGCAGAUGUAUGGCUGCCGCGUGGUGCAGAAGGCGUUGGAACACGUACUCGUCGACCAGCAAGCGGAGAUGGUGAAAGAGCUCGAGAACAGCGUCGUUAAGUGCGUGAAGGACCAAAACGGCAAUCACGUCAUCCAGAAGGCUAUCGAGCGCGUGCCGGCACAGCACAUCCAGUUCAUCAUCGAUUCCUUCAUAGGACAAGUCUCGGCGUUGUCUGUUCAUGGAUACGGAUGUCGCGUUAUCCAGCGCAUGCUCGAGCACUGCGAAGAACCGGCUCGCCGCACCAUCCUCCGGGAGCUUCACGCCUGUGCGGCGAUACUCAUCCCCGACCAGUAUGGCAACUACGUCACUCAGCACAUCAUCGAGCAUGGAGCCCCAGAAGACCGAGCGGCCAUUAUCGAAAUUGUCAAAGACAACCUGUUUCAUUUCGCCAAGCAUAAGUUUGCCAGUAAUGUCGUCGAGAAAUGCCUGGUGUUUGGCAGCGACGAUGAACGCCGGGAGAUUAUGAUGAAAAUCUGCGAAAAGCCCGCCCAUGGCGAGAGCACGAUUAUGAUGCUCAUCAAGGAUGGUUUCGGCAACUAUGUCCUUCAAAAACUGCUUGACACGUUGAACGCCACGGAUUACCUGGCAUUCCUCGAACACUUGCAGCCUGAGAUGAACAAGGCCAAGAAGACGCUCGCGGGGAAACAAGUCCAAGCUGUAGGCAUUUCUGCUGACGACCAGCGUAAACUUGCUAACCAGAUCGAAAAGGUCGAGAAGAAGAUGCGCCGGCUUGACAAGUACGAGCUGGUGCCGGACUCGGUGCAGCGCAACAGCAUGAGCCCGACUUCUGUGCCGGAGACGCCCAAGUCGUCGACGACGGAUGAGAAGAGCACGCAGCCGAGCUCACCCAACACUGCCGGGACGAAUUCGCCCGGGGCAGAGCGUGCGACCAAGGCAUGA